Molecule: messenger RNA, 776 nt
Organism: Felis catus (domestic cat)
Lineage: Eukaryota; Metazoa; Chordata; Mammalia; Carnivora; Felidae
Gene: ZNRD2
Product: zinc ribbon domain containing 2
Exons: 4
Coding region: 142-741 (199 amino acids)
Source: RefSeq, a predicted model, not a curated record
CACGCCCCACUCCUGGCAUGUUGACGUCCGAGGGGUGCCGUUUCCGCCCUCAUCCUAGGAAGGCGUGAAGGGGGCGGAGCCGGGUGGAAAGCGCGCUGCUUGUACGUCACUUCCGGUGAGCCCGGUGGCGACAACGGCAACAUGGCCCUGAACGGCGCUGAAGUCGACGAUUUCUCCUGGGAGCCCCCAAGCGAAGCGGAGACGAAGGUUCUGCAAGCGCGACGGGAGCGACAGGAUCGCAUCUCCAGACUCAUGGGCGACUACCUGCUGCGUGGUUACCGCAUGCUGGGCGAGACGUGCGCGGACUGCGGGACGAUCCUCCUCCAAGACAAACAGCGGAAAAUCUACUGCGUGGCUUGUCAGGAGCUCGACUCAGACGUGGAUAAAGAUAAUCCGGCUCUGAACGCCCAGGCUGCCCUCUCCCAAGCUCGGGAACACCAGCUUGCCUCUGCCUCGGAGCUCCCCUUGGGCUCCCGGCCAGCCCCUCAGCCCCCAGUACCCCGUCCAGAGCACUGUGAGGGAGCUGCAGCAGGGCUCAAGGCAGCCCAGGGGCCACCCCCUCCUGCUGGGCCUCCAAAUGCAGACGUCCUGGCCUGCACACAGGAGGCCCUCCUGCAGAAGCUGACCUGGGCCUCAGCUGAGCUGGGCUCUAGCACCUCCCUGGAGACUAGCAUCCAGCUGUGUAGCCUAAUCCGAGCUUGUGCUGAGGCUCUGCGCAGCCUGCGGCAGCUUCGACACUAAGAGGCCCCUCCUGAGAAAAACCCUCUAGAAAAACA